Molecule: messenger RNA, 1845 nt
Organism: Diospyros lotus (date-plum)
Lineage: Eukaryota; Viridiplantae; Streptophyta; Magnoliopsida; Ericales; Ebenaceae
Product: F-box/kelch-repeat protein At5g26960
Exons: 1
Coding region: 228-1496 (422 amino acids)
Molecular function (GO): protein binding
Source: RefSeq, a predicted model, not a curated record
GCUCAACACAGACUUUACCAAAAUCUCAGAAGGCAAAGCAAAGAGGUUCAGAAAAAGAGAAUAAUAAGAAUGGAUGAGAAGACGAGGAAGAGGAGCAACAACACUGCUCUGCAAAUCCCUCUGUCUAUUAGAUCAAUCAAUCCACGUUAAUAAAUCCCUCUUUCUCUCUGAAUCCAAUUAAUUUGAGAGAGAGAGAGAGAGAGAAUUCUCCUCUUCCUUCAAAUCUGAUGUCAGAAACCUGCAACUCUCGCCACUUCUCAUGGCUAAUGAAAUCCUGUUUCCCAAACCCACAACACCACCACCACCACGAUCCCCACAUCCACCGCGUACCCGCCUCCGCCACCGCCUCGCAGGAAAACCAUCUCCACCUCCACCAACAACCGCCGGCCAUCUCGUCGCUGCCGGACGACCUCCUCCUCGAAUGCCUCUCCAGAGUCCCUCACUCUGCACUCCCCUCCGCCUAUCUGGUCUGCCGCCGCUGGGCUCGCCUCCUCGACUCCCCGGCCUUCAUCCACCUCCGGCGCCGCCAUUCUCGCCUCCGCCACACUCUCUUCGCCGUUGCGGUCACGCCCUCGGAGCUUUAUACCGCUACUCUCCGACUCGGGUACGAUGCAUCUUGGAAGACAGCUUCUUUGGCCGCCGAGAACGACGUCGCUUCUUUGCCGGAGAUAUUUCACGGGCUGUCUAUGCAAGCGCGUUUGGCGGCCAUUGGGCGGAAAAUCUACAUUAUCGGCCGGACGUCGAUGAUACGAUUGGAUACGUGGACCGGAACCGUGGCGGCGAAAUCGGCGACGGUCUUCCCGAGGAAGAAGUUUGCGGCGGCGGCGGUUGGAGGCAGAGUAUACGUGGCCGGGGGCGCCUUUCGGACGUCGGCGGUGGAGGAAUACGAUCCGAGCUGCGACAGGUGGCGCGUGGUAUCCGAUGCGCCCAGGCGGCGGUACGGAUGCAUAGGCACGGCGGUGGAUGGCGUUUUCUACGUGAUUGGAGGGCUGAAGAUCGGGUCGUACGGCGAAGACAUCUCACGCGCCGCCGGAGCGGAGGCGCAUGUAUACGCGAGCUCGAUGGAUUUGUACGACGUGGAGGCCGGCGCCUGGCUAAGAAGCCAGGCGGUUCCAGGCGGAGGCUGCCUGGUGGCGGCGUGCGCAUCUGAGGGAUUCGUCUACGUGCUGGCCAGCCACGCUGUGGAGCUCUCGUUCUGGAGAUUCGACGGGAGGCGGAAGGGCGGCGGCGCGUUCGGUGAGUGGAACAGGAUUAAGAGCCCGCCGGUGAUGGCGCAAGUUAGCGCGUUGAGGUUUAGCUGCGUGGCGGUGGGGGGCAAGGUGGUGGUUAUCCAAGUGGUGGGUUCCAUGGACGAGCUGUGGAGGAGGGGCGGUGGCCGGAGAGGGGUGAAGGGGGGGCUGGUGAUGGUGUACGACGGCGCCGCAGGGGAGUGGAGCAGGGCGGCGGACUUGCCGGAAGUGAUGCCACGCGCGGCCUGCGUAAGUGUGGAAUGCUAGAUUGGAUGGGGGCAAUUGCAGUGCGUGAUGUUGUUUGACUGUUUGCAAUUUUCGGGGAAGACUUGCUUUGAACGCAACUGCUUGUCUCCCGCCGCUCAUUGGCUCGCAUGAUGAGGGUAUUCUUGGGAAUUAAUUAAUUAAUUAUUACUAUUAUUUUUUAGAAUUACUCUACUCUCAUCUGUCUCUGGCUUCAAAUGGGAGGUGUCUGUCUUACAUUAUAACUCUUUCCAGAAGUUCAAAUUGUAUUCUUUAUAUGGUUUUCAAAGUGCAAUGACGAAUACAGUAGAAAAAAAAGGCUCAAUCAAUAGGGAUGUUCAGACUCAAAUAAUAUACAUUUAUUGUAUUUUAA